CGAAUUGGGUUUUUCUGCCGGGAUUAUUUAUCUGUGGACUGGAAUGGAGUAGUACGUCAAGGUACAACCCCCGCGUGCGGCAUUUCUUCUCCAGUGGGAUUCGUUUCUGAAACAUCCAUCCACAGUCAGAGAGAGUGAAGAGCUAGAAAUAGAUAGAGAUAUCCAAAUCCGCGCCGAAAAUGGGUGCGAGCAGCGAUCCGAACCAAGACGGAUCGGACGAGCAGCAGCGCCGCUCCGAAAUCUACACCUACGAAGCCCCCUGGCACAUCUACGCCAUGAACUGGAGCGUCCGCAAGGACAAGAAGUACCGCCUCGCCAUCGCCAGCCUCCUCGAGCAGUACCCUAACCGCGUCGAAAUCGUCCAGCUCGACGACUCCACCGGCGAGAUCCGCUCCGACUCCGCCCUCUCCUUCGACCACCCCUACCCCCCUACCAAGCUCAUCUUCGUCCCCGACAAGGACUGCCACCGCCCCGAUCUCCUCGCCUCCUCCUCCGAUUUCCUCCGCCUCUGGCAGAUCUCCGACUCCGACUCCUCCGCCGCCCGCCGCGUCGAGCUCAAGAGCCUCCUCAACAACAACCGCAACAGCGAAUUCUCCGGCCCGCUCACCUCCUUCGACUGGAACGAGGCCGAGCCGCGCCGGAUCGGGACCUCCAGCAUCGACACCACCUGCACGAUCUGGGACAUCGAGAAGGAGGUCGUCGAUACGCAGCUGAUCGCGCACGAUAAGGAGGUCUACGACAUCGCCUGGGGCGGCGUUGGCGUUUUCGCCUCCGUCUCCGCCGACGGCUCGGUUAGGGUUUUCGAUCUCCGCGACAAGGAGCACUCGACUAUAAUCUACGAGAGCUCCGAGCCGGACACGCCGCUGGUGCGGCUCGGCUGGAACAAGCAGGAUCCGAGAUACAUGGCGACGAUCAUAAUGGACAGUAGCAAGGUCGUGGUGCUGGAUAUUCGCUUCCCGACGCUGCCGGUGGUGGAGCUGCAGCGGCAUCAGGCCGGUGUGAAUGCGAUUGCGUGGGCGCCGCACAGCUCCUGCCACAUUUGCACGGCGGGGGAUGAUUCGCAGGCGUUGAUUUGGGACCUCUCGUCGAUGGGGCAGCCGGUGGAGGGCGGAUUGGACCCGAUUCUGGCGUACACUGCCGGGGCGGAGAUUGAGCAGCUGCAGUGGUCGUCCUCGCAGCCGGAUUGGGUGGCGAUUGCGUUUUCGAACAAGCUACAGAUUCUGAGGCUAUAAAUGACGAAAAAUUAGGAGACAAUCAGAGCUGUGAGUUAAGGAACUUCCUCACAGAAUCUCAAAAGCUGACGUUAAGUUAGAACCUACUGGCUUGUGGUAACAACAUCAGUUCUUCCACCAGUCAAGCCCCUGUUGUGGGCCUAAGAUGACAGACGGUUUAUGUCAGGAGUCAUGACGUUUUGCUCAACGACUCAAAGUGCUUGGCGUUUAAGAGUCCAGCAGGUUGAAGAAAGUGUGUUGUAGAUUAAGCAGUGCAACAGUGGUCUGCGGUUAAACGAUGGUGGAUUAACAGGGUUGUAAGUCACUUGCUGCCUCUACUGUUUAUUUUAUUAAAAUUAGUUUAGUUUCCAAAUGAACUUUGCCUUGCGGGAGUAAGCAUAUUAAUUCAUUUGUGUGCUGCAGCUACAGCGCCGACUUACGUGCUGCUCUCUGCUCUCUACUUUAACUUUGUAUGCAAGUCCACACUGUGUUAUUACUUAUGUGUGUAUUUUAGCUAGUUGUGACUUGUGAACGUAAUUAGUCAUUUUGACCUUAAUCGUAAGGACUCUUAUCUGAAUAAACAAUAUACCUGAGACAGAUAUGAUGACUUGAAAAUUCUCUCUGCAUCUGAUGUCUUUUAUGCUUAUGCCUCUUCCCUGUCUUAUAAUGGCUGAUGACCCCGGAAUGUUGGUUUGAAAUCCUACAUGAUACUCUUAACAUAGAUGGGCAGGUUAUGCUCUACUAGUACCUAAAGGCCCAAAACUAUAUAAAGACAACCAUUCUUGUUAACAAAUUUUACGUAUUUCCUAUCUAUCUUUCUGUGUUAUGUUCUUAGGUUAUGUUAAGAUGCUCUAGCCUCUUGUCUGCCCCCAACCCAGAGAGAGAGGGAGAGCACUAUGUUUAAAUCAAUUGGAGGGCUGUGUUUGAUUUGAUUCUUUAGAUCAUUCUGAUGAAUACCAGUUUGUCUAAUACAGUUAUAAUUCUGUGAUAUGCAAUGAUUUUCCAAUUUACAUAUGGUUGGGAGAUCAAUUUGAUGGCCAAAGGAUCGUGUAUCCGAGCAACCGGGUUAGUUUUUACCUUGAAUAAUGGCCAUGGUAUGUGUCUAUUAUAAGGAGGAGAAUCUUUAUUUCAAUUUCUUCAUUUUAUCUUUACCAGUUCUCUUACCAUUGAAUCUGCAAAUUUAAAUCUGUAACUACAUUUGGGUCCAUUUUUAGUUUUUACUUGUUAGUUCCUGACAUGCAGCCUUGGCAAUAGCUUCAUACUUCAUGUCUGAAGAUUCAUCUAUAAGCUUUGGUAAAAGAUGAUGUUUGGUUUGGUGGAAGCUUGUUACAUGAAAUUGAGAAAAUUAUGAUUGAUUUCUUUGUGUUUGACUUAUAUGUUGAUGUUCCAGUUGUAAGGACUACUCACAAGAUUUACCCAUUUAGCGGAGAAAAAAUUCCCUAGUCUAGAUAUACCCGUUAGACACUUAUACAAUGACGGGCUGGGGACUUUUUUGUUUCCAUUCCUUAUCAAUGUUGCAUGACUUGAACCGA
Messenger RNA from Salvia hispanica, 2743 nucleotides. RefSeq names its product WD repeat-containing protein LWD1. The record is from RefSeq and is a predicted model, not a curated record. Gene Ontology annotation, molecular function: protein binding. NCBI's taxonomy places the organism in Eukaryota, Viridiplantae, Streptophyta, Magnoliopsida, Lamiales, Lamiaceae.